Messenger RNA from Oikopleura dioica, 531 nucleotides. Lineage: Eukaryota; Metazoa; Chordata; Appendicularia; Copelata; Oikopleuridae. The record is from the annotation of a GenBank genome assembly.
AUGACAUCAUUGAUUGAAAGAGUCGAAGAGAUUGUUCCGAAAUGGCAGAGAGGUCAAAUGUCAAAGCAUCAUCGAGUUUUGCCUGUUUUAUACAAUAUGGCUGGUAAAAACACAAAAGUCGGAACACCAACACUUCCCGAAGCAAUGAAAACAGCCGUUGCGAAGAUGGCUCCAGAUCGACACGUGGCGAAUCGAGUUAUUAUCCUUGUUUCAGCGAUGUAUCGCUCGGCUGAUAUCCAGGCUGUUAAAGAAAUUGUCCAAGAAGAAGGCAUCGGUCUUAUUUCUGUCGGACUUGAUGGAUCAGUUGGUGCGAUGAAGCCGCUCAAAGGAUACGACGUUACUCAAAUUCGAGAGCUGAACGGUAUUCGCGAGCAGGUCGAACAAUUGCUACAAGGACGAGGCCGCCUGAUCCGUCGACAGGUCGACUUCUCGAUGAACCGAGGCACUCUUCGUCGUUCAAGUUCUACCGAGCUUGAGAACAUCGCUGACCUAACUCACUUACAAGAAGUGACAACAGAAGCAGAAGAAUGA